Molecule: messenger RNA, 1750 nt
Organism: Brassica oleracea var. oleracea
Lineage: Eukaryota; Viridiplantae; Streptophyta; Magnoliopsida; Brassicales; Brassicaceae
Exons: 4
Coding region: 31-1494 (487 amino acids)
Biological process (GO): protein ubiquitination
Cellular component (GO): Cul4A-RING E3 ubiquitin ligase complex; membrane
Source: RefSeq, a predicted model, not a curated record
UGCUUCUCCUAUAUAAACUUCUAAACAUAAAUGUCACACACACAGAAAAAUCUCGACAUCUCCAGAAAUAGUCCCAAAACUUGUCAAAAAUUAAAAACAACCCCAAACAUAAAAAUGAGAAACAAUCUCGUCCCUCUAGCUCUCUCCUUCCUCGCCGUCACCAUCCUCCUAACUCCAUCAAUGGCAGAACCAGAACCUUCCUUUAUCUUCCCCGUCCAUCAACUCCUCAACAAAAGCAGCUCAUGGCUCGACUUUCCGAACAAAUUCAACCAACCAAAGAUCGAACUAACCGCAUCAACACUCAUAGCCGUUGUACUGUCUUUCCUCGCCGCAACUAUCUCAAGCGCAGGAGGCAUCGGCGGCGGAGGUUUAUACGUUCCUAUAAUGACCAUCGUCGCGGGACUCGACUUGAAAACAGCUUCAAGCUUCUCCGCUUUCAUGGUAACAGGAGGAUCCAUAGCAAACGUGGGGUGCAAUCUUUUCGUCAGAAACCCUAAAGCUGGAGGCAAGACGAUGAUCGACUUCGACUUGGCUCUGCUUCUUGAACCGUGUAUGCUUCUUGGAGUUAGUGUCGGAGUGAUAUGCAACCUCGUGUUCCCAAACUGGCUUAUAACGAGUCUCUUUGCCGUGUUUCUUGCGUGGUCAACGGUGAAGACGUUUGGAAACGGGUUUUAUUACUGGAGGUUGGAGUCGGAGAUGGUGAAGGUCAGAGAGGCGAGUAUGGUCGGAGAAGAAGAUGAGAAGAUGGAGAGUGUGAAGUUUCCUCUUUUGGGAGAUUAUGAGAGACCAAAGAGGUUUCCAUGGAUGAAGCUUGGAGUUUUGGUGGUUAUUUGGCUCUCUUACUUUGCAGUUUAUCUUCUUCGCGGAAACAAAUACGGCGAGGGAAUCAUAUCAAUCGAGCCAUGUGGAAUAACUUACUGGCUCCUCUCAUCAACUCAAAUACCCCUCACUCUCUUCUUUACUCUUUGGAUCUGUUUCAGUGACAGUGUUCAAGGCAGCCAAUGUUCUGAUCACCAAGUCCCAGUAAAGGAUGUAGAAGAUCUGAGAUCAAAUGAUGGAAGAAGAUCAAACAAGUGCAUGUUUCCAGUAAUGGCUCUAUUAGCCGGAGUUUUGGGUGGUGUUUUUGGUAUUGGAGGCGGAAUGCUCAUUAGCCCUCUCCUAUUACAAGUUGGUAUCGCUCCUGAGGUAACUGCAGCAACUUGUUCUUUCAUGGUAUUGUUUUCAUCGACAAUGUCUGCAAUUCAAUACUUGUUACUAGGCAUGGAACAUACUGGAACUGCAAGUCUAUUUGCGAUUGUAUGUUUUGUGGCAUCACUCGUUGGACUAAUGCUUGUCCAAAAGGUUAUAAACCAAUAUGGAAGGGCUUCGAUUAUUGUGUUCUCAGUUGGUAUCGUCAUGGCACUGAGCAUUGUGUUGAUGACCAGCUAUGGAGCUCUUGAUGUUUGGAAUGAUUUUAUCUCUGGCAGUUACAUGGGUUUCAAAUUACCUUGCUGAAACCAAACAAAAAGGUUUUGGUUUCUUUGGUUAAUAGUUUCAUAAUAGAUGUGUAUACCCAUCAUGUUCAAUUCUUGCAUGUUUUUGUUGCUCGUUGUUCCAUUGUUCAUUAGAAUUUUCUACAUUUUUGUAUGAUUUUUAAAUCAAUAUUCAGAAUGCACAUCUCGUGAAUUCUGAAUACAUGGUCAAAAUAAGAUAUGUUGUAAGACCAGAACUAUGCAUUUCUUGGAUAAUUUUAUUGCCACGAUUAUAUAUA